Mauremys mutica (yellowpond turtle) is the source of this 1315-nucleotide messenger RNA. Its product is annotated as probable G-protein coupled receptor 33. The record is from RefSeq and is a predicted model, not a curated record. Gene Ontology annotation, molecular function: complement receptor activity; G protein-coupled receptor activity. Gene Ontology annotation, cellular component: plasma membrane. The coding region runs from base 10 to 1044 and encodes 344 amino acids. The transcript has a single exon. Gene Ontology annotation, biological process: complement receptor mediated signaling pathway; inflammatory response; phospholipase C-activating G protein-coupled receptor signaling pathway. NCBI's taxonomy places the organism in Eukaryota, Metazoa, Chordata, Testudines, Geoemydidae.
CAAGAUAUCAUGGCACUCCCACCAACCACAGCGGCAAAUUUCAACAAGACCGCAGAGAUCAUGAAGACCUCUCACCUGGCCUCUGCUCUGUUGCUCUUCAUCACCUUCCUGGUGGGUGUGGCGGGGAAUGGGCUGUACGUGUGGGUGCUGGGGAUGAAGAUGAGGAGGACGGUGACCACACUCUGGUUCCUUCACCUGGUCUCCUGCUACCUUCUCUUCACCCUGCUGAUCCCCUUCUUCGCCAUCUAUGUCCUCCUGGAUUUCAACUGGGUCUUUGGCAUGGCCAUGUGCAAGCUUCUCAAUGCCUGCAUUUCCAUGGGCAUGUUCUCCUCUGUUUUCCUUCUCACACUCAUCAGUCUGGACCGCUACACCCUCAUUCACCAUCCCAUUUGGUCCCGGAAUCACCGCACCGUGCCCCGGGCUUGGAAGCUGAUUGUGGGUGUGUGGCUGGCCUCCUUCGGUCUCAGUGCUCCCUACCUGGCUUUCCGGGAGACCCAUGUGUUUGACGGGGGCAGAAUCAUCUGCAUCAACAAUUACGCCCUCUCCACAGACUGGAACGGAGCCGAGCCGCAGGACCUGGGCAGACAGGUCCACCUGGCCGUCUUCAUGGUCCGGUUCCUGCUGGGCUUCCUGCUGCCUUUCUGCACCAUCGUGGGAUGCUAUAUCCGUGUGGGCCUGAAGAUGAAGGAUAAGAAGCUGGCAUGGGCUGGGAAGCCCUUCAAGGUCAUGGUGGCCGCGGUGGUUUCCUUCUUCCUUGGCUGGCUCCCCUACCACCUCUACCAUGGCUUGAAGCUCUACAAGAAGGAGGUGCCAGAGUCGGUGACAGGUGUCCUCUUGGUCAUUCACACCUUGACAUCCUGCUUCAAUGCCUCCUUCUCCCCCAUCCUUUACCUCUUCGUAGGGGAGAAGUUCUGGCAGGUCUUCAGGACGUCUCUUCUCACUCUGGUCAAAGCAGCUUUUGUCGAUGAUCUCGGAAGCAGUGGCUCCGAGUCUAGUGGAAGACACGGGUCAGAAGUUGAGAACAUAAGAAAAGAGAUGGUCUAAAGGUGCCCAGACUUAGGGAGAGUUGAAAACUUGGCAUCCCCGUUGUUCCUAAAUUUCUGCUGUUUCCUAAACCUGAUGGGUUCGAUGUAUCUCAAUGUUUAUAAACCCCUCAGUGUCCCUGGGUUCUAGAUUCCCUGCUGUCCCUCUCUCAAUUUUUUCAAACUCAGUGGGUCAUCAGUGGCACCAGAUUGCUAGCCAGCUCCAGAACCCUGCUUGUUUUAAGUCUCUCAAUGUGUUCUAACCUAACUGACUCUUGGAUUGUGCAUCUCUA